This is a messenger RNA of Symbiodinium sp. CCMP2592, 4479 nucleotides long. NCBI's taxonomy places the organism in Eukaryota, Dinophyceae, Suessiales, Symbiodiniaceae. The record is from the annotation of a GenBank genome assembly.
AUGACUUCCACCCUGCUUGAGUCAGAAGCUGAGUUCUUGGCCAGAGCCAGGGAAAUCGGCAUGGACGACGGCUUUGUGAAGAUGCUUCAAGCUGCAGGGAUCAAAACCUUUGGAAAGCUGGCGUACAUCUGUGCUGUCAGCCCGCAGAGCGGUGAUGACACUCCACUUAUCAAGGCUGUGGAGAAGAUCCUGUCCCGCGAGCUCACCCCGGUCGAGCUACCGGAUCUUCGUCGGCUAUGGUUCGAGGCUAACACUUUUGCUUUGUCUGAUCUCAAGUCGAGGGUCGAGCGAUCGUCUCUUGAUUCUCUUGAUCCUCCCCGGGAGCUUCCAUUGGCUGAGCGCCUGACUCGCUUGCAGAAUCAGAAGGCCCGGCUAUCUGGCAUCGUGUUCACUGAGCGCGUUGAACCGGCGCAUGGUCUCAUUGACAAGAUCCAGUCCAUGGUCGACUCCGGGACGCUUACGUACUUGCCACCGCACAAGUGCCCAUCCAGAGCUUUGGAAAUCUCCAGUGACAAGCCCGCCCAACAAGUCACGCUUGAUGCUCAAGGGGGCUUGAAGAUAUCCAAGAAGCAUGCCGACCUAGAAUGCGAUGUUCGAGGAGAACUUCGGCUCCGGGAGGCUUUCACUCGACGAGCCUUGGCCUUUGACCAGAUCGGUCUCAUGUCCUUUGCGGCCCAGGAGGCGUGGCACACCUACUUGUUCGACGCUGUGACUCGCGACCCUCCUCCAGGCCAUAAGUUCACCAGCAUUGCUCAGGCUCUGAACGCCGACCGUGAGCUGUGGCAGAUUCUUGCUCAGGAAAGUCGUGGCUCCAUGAAGGUCGUUGGCGGUGUCAAGCCCCCGCUGGAUGUGUUCCUCGAGCGCCUGCAGACUCAUACUCGUGUCAAUGUUUGCCUGGCUAAUCUCCCGCAGGCUUCCGGUGGAGGAAAAGGCGAGAAAGGUGAUCGUGGCGGCAAGGCUGAUGGCAAAGGAGAGCGUGAAGGUAAAGGCCGUGGUGGUCGUGGCAAAGGUCGCGAUGGCAAAGGCGGUCUGAAGCGCAAGUGGGAUGAUGCAUCGGUGGACCCUAAACGUGCUGAGAUCCUUCAGUUGCUGAAGGAGAUGCCUAAAGAUUGUGUGUCGCGCAUGCCGAAGACGCGCCAGUUUCUGUGCGUGCUGUUUCAGCACGGCAAGUGCCCUGAUCAGUCCAGAUGCGAUCGAGGCUUGUGCAACUGCUGGCAUAAGGAUUGCUUCAAGAAAGGGGCUGCCAACGCUGUCUACAGCACGUGUGUUCGUGCCUUGUUUGCUGCCUGGAAGGUUCAGGCUCUCGUUACAAUCGAGAACCCUGCCAGGGCCUGGACGUGGGCCGCGCUCGCUGCUUUGGUAUGCCAGUUUGCGCGAGAUAACUCCUGUCCCGCCUUUGCCGAUUGGUAUUUCGGGCUUCAGGACGUGGCAUUGUCCCUCUGUAUGUUCGGCGGCACACGCCGCAAGGACACACGCCUUCGCUGCACACCACAGGUCUUUACAGACCUAGCCGUUCCUUGCGACAACAAACAUGCCCAUGCUCCUUAUGGGCAGACGAUGCGUAUGGGCACAUGGGUCUUCGACACGUCGUCCGAGGCCCAAUAUCCUCGUCUCUUUUGCCGGAAGCUUGUACAAGCGGCCUCUGUCGCUGUGAGCCCCGCCUUGUUUCGUGAGACCACUCGGGAUAAAGCCACUUCUGCGCGGCCUUCUUGGCCUGUACCUACCGGCCUUGCUCCUUCUGACUCUGACGUUCCUCUUGUUGCGCAUGCUGCCGAGAAGCUCGCCUGGUCUUUGCUCCAGCAGGAGACUUGUACUCAGGCCGAUGUUUUGCAGCUUGUCAGCCUUUUGGAGCCGUCUCAGCGCUCCCGCCGUGGAGCGGCCGCUGAUGGCCUUGCUUGGACGUGUGGUGCUUACGUGUUCUCUGCCGAGGUCGGGCUGCACGGCGUGACCCGGUCCAUGCAGCAUGUAUGUCGCCUCCUCGCGGCCAUCGCUCAGCACUUCGCCCCGGGUUCGGUUUAUUCGUCCUUGGCCGUCUUCGAUGAGUUCUACAGCCCUGAGCAUGUUGAUUCUCACAAUGACCAUUCCUUCUGCAAUGUCAUCAUUCCGCUCUCCAGCUUCUCCGAUGGUGGAGUGCGUGUGCAGGGUCAAACUUUGCCGGUUCAUGCGGAGCCCUGCUUUCUCCAGACCCGUCUGCCGCAUAAGGUUUUGCCUGCCAAGGGUCGCCGAACGGUCCUUGUGGCUUUCACUGUUCGCGACUGGCGGAGUCUUCCGACCCGGGACAUUGCUCUUCUUCGCGACUUGCAAUUUUCUUGGCCUGACUCUUCAGACUGCCCCUCCAAUUUGGCGGGGGAUGACGAGGUUGGAGGACCAGUCUUCUCUCCGAGCUCUAAGAAGGCGUGGGGAGUUUAUCACACGAUGCAGGAACACUUUGAUCUGGCAACCAAACUGGAGCAUCCUGCUGAGGCGGCAGGUACCGUUCCAGAUUGCGUGAGAAGGGCACUAUUCGAUCUGGCCACCAAGGGCCCGGAAGAGAUAUCGAGGAUGAGGCAUGAGACUCUCUUGAACAUUGAGGCCAGGGCCAAGGCGCUCGGGACAAGUGGAGACCACCCCAUCACGGGUGACAAGUGUUUGGAGCUCUUCAGAGAGUUGGUCGAGGAGACUGGUUUCUCGGACAAGGAGGUCUGCCGCUUCAUGGAGGAGGGAGUGUCGCUGGUGGGGGCUGAGACUUCCUCGCCCUUGUUUCCCACCAGGCCCAAGCCUAUGCGAGCCACUCCCGAACAGCUUGAUUCCCAGGCCGUGUGGAGGCGCCGUGAACUUCUCUCGAAGCCGCCACAGAAGCUGUCCCAGGAGGAGCUGACCAUCUUGAAUGACGAGACGGACGAGGAAUGCCGACUUGGUUUUCUCGAAGGGCCUUUUGAUUGCGAGGAGAAGGUGACCGAGAGGCUGGGCACCAACCAGUGGUCGCCAAGCCAAAGAUUUCUGUUGCUUCAAGGAGAGGCAAGAAAACCACGGGUUAUCGACAACUUGAGAGACUCUGGCAUCAACGCUUCCUUCGGGUCUACUUCUUUGUUACAACUUCAUGAUGUGGACUUCGUUGCUGCAUUGGCCCUCUUUGUUUCAAGAGUCUGGACCAACAAGAAGAAGGUGCGUGUUCCCCUUCAGUCAGGUGAUAUCCUCGAAGGUGAGUGGCAUCCACAGAGCAGAGAUGCACGAUGGGUCGGGAGAUGUCUUGAUCUCUCGAAAGCUUACAAACAGGUGCCGGUGGCCACGGGUUCGCUGAGAUACGCUGUCAUUGCUAUGCCGUCACGAGAAUCAAGAUGGAUCUUCUACCUGGCCCGAGGAUUGCCAUUCGGUGGGUCAGGAUCGGUUUUCUCCUUCAACAAGAUUUCUCGUGCGCUAUGGCAUCUCGCGGUGGUGAAGCUGGGUCUCAUCACGUCGGUCUAUGUGGAUGAUUAUCCGACCUUUGAGAUCGUGCCGUUGGCUGCCAACGCAUCGGAUUCGUUCUCCAGACUGCUCAACGCUUUGGGUUGGGCCCACGCCACCACAGGGAAGAAGGCUGUUGACUUCGCAAGCCGCUGGGUUGCUCUGGGGGCGGAGUUCGAUUUUUCCCGUCUCCACGAAGGUUCUCUCGAAGUUCGAAACAAGGAGGGCAGGGUUGAGCGAAUCAAGUCAAUAUCACUACAAUUGACCUUGCCGGAUGCCAACAUUAAGCAGCUCGCCACCUCUCUGCACGGACUGCUGAAUUUUGCAAGCGGCUUUGUUCUGGGCUCGGCUUUGAAGCCCAUUGCGAGGGAGUACUCGAAGUUGGCUACUAGGCCAGCCACGUUUUCUUCAGAGGCCAUUGUCCGGCUCAACGACAUGCUUUGCUCUGUCUUCAGUGCGAUGAGGCCCAGAACUUUGCAAGUAACCGACCCUCGUAAGCCGGUGAUCGUGUAUACCGACGGAUCUCUUGAAGGGGACCAAGCCUUAUGGGGAGUCUUCUUGUGCGACCUUGAGACACAGGAGAAGUUCGUUUUGUCUGGACGAAUUCCUGAGGAAAUACGGAAGCACUGGCUUUUGACUGUUGGGGAGCAGAUCAUAUGUGAGAUUGAACUCUUCGCUGUCUUGUGCGCCAAAUGGAAGUUCGGAAAACGACUACGUGCCCGAAAGGGGUUUGUCUUCGUGGACAAUAACUCCGCCGUGGCCACGCUCAUCAAGAGAUCGAGUCAGUCGGAGGCCAUGUUCAGGAUUAUGGCUGUGGUCAAUGCGAUGGAUGCAGUGUCUCCUUUUGGGGCUUGGUACGAUAGAGUGCCAUCGAAAUCCAAUCCGGCAGAUUUGCCCUCCAGGGGCGAAUCGAAGAAGCUUUGCGACGCCUUCAGCGCGGUCGACCAGGGAAGUGUGGCGUUCCCUGAUGAGCUCUCGCGAUUCAUCAAGGACCCUUGUUUCUCCUUUGCUGCGCUCGAUGAUCUGUUGAAGGUGUAUGCUCAGCAUCACAUGUGA